AUGAAGGCUAUACACAAACCACAAUUCGUAGAAGACGUAGCUACGCUGCGACCGACAGAAGUCCCAACUCCUCAACCGAAAGGCGACCAAUACCUUGUUCGCGUCACGCACUGCAGUCCUCAGCAUGCCGACAUACUCCACGCGAAAGGCAAACACCAGAACAAUACCAAGCGAGGCUGGUGUCAUCCCCCCUUCAACCUCGGCUACGACUUCGCUGGCGUGGUUCAAUCUGUCCCUUCGCUAGGGAGCAAGAGCGGAUCGAAAAAGGGCGAUAGAGUCUUCGGCGCUGGCAUUGGCGCUUUCGCAGAGUAUGUCUGCGUUCCCGAAGGUGCGAUUCGUAGGAUACCAGAGAAGUUGACGUCGGAGACUGCUGUUGCCAUGUCUGGCCAGGCAGUGAGUUACGCUUCGGUCGUGCACAUCACGAAAGUCCAACCUGGUGAGACUGUGCUCGUCAGCGGGGCUAGUGGUGGGCUGGGGAGUGUCUGCUGCAUGGCGGCUAAGGCUGUGGGGGCCAAGGUCAUUGCACUUGCAGGUGAUGAGGAGAAGGCGAAGCAUAUGAGGAGGGAUAUGAACGUGGAUCUCGUGCUUGUGAUGAAGGACGAUUGGAUCCAAAAAGUCAUGGACUUCACGAAAGGCGUGGGUGCGGAAGUGUGCUUGGAUAAUACGGGCAUGGUUAACGACGCGAUCCGAUGUCUGGCGUACUUUGGGCGUAUUUGCAUAUUGGGUUUCGCGGCGCGGAAGGGUGUGAUGGAGGAGGUCAAGAUGAAUAAGCUGCUACUCAAGAGUAUCACUGUUGUCGGGUAUAGAUUUGGUGAGAGUGGGAGAAGAUAUCCCGAAACCCUGGAAGAAAUCUGGCGAGGAUAUUUAUCGAUGCUGGAGACUGGGAAGUUACAGCCUCUCUUGUAUGGCAAGUAUGAAGGCCUUGAGGAUAUCGGCAGGGCUUUGAAGGAUCUGGAAGAUCGCAAGGUAUAUGGCAAGAUUGUUGUCAAGGUUGCUGAUUUACCUGCGGGAAGUAGACUUACCUGA
Messenger RNA from Zasmidium cellare ATCC 36951, 1026 nucleotides. RefSeq lists its product as uncharacterized. The transcript has a single exon. Gene Ontology annotation, molecular function: oxidoreductase activity. The record is from RefSeq and is a predicted model, not a curated record. Gene Ontology annotation, cellular component: mitochondrion. The coding region runs from base 1 to 1026 and encodes 341 amino acids. NCBI's taxonomy places the organism in Eukaryota, Fungi, Ascomycota, Dothideomycetes, Mycosphaerellales, Mycosphaerellaceae.